Messenger RNA from Toxoplasma gondii ME49, 4916 nucleotides. RefSeq names its product XPA binding protein 2 family protein. The record is from RefSeq and is a predicted model, not a curated record. Gene Ontology annotation, biological process: mRNA splicing, via spliceosome; generation of catalytic spliceosome for first transesterification step. Gene Ontology annotation, molecular function: protein binding. Lineage: Eukaryota; Apicomplexa; Conoidasida; Eucoccidiorida; Sarcocystidae. The coding region runs from base 809 to 3709 and encodes 966 amino acids. The transcript is spliced from 11 exons. Gene Ontology annotation, cellular component: nucleus; Prp19 complex; post-mRNA release spliceosomal complex.
CGAUGAGGGGGAGACGAGACAUGUCGGAGGUCGACGGAAGAAAAUUGGCGAAAGCGAUUUCUUCUUCGACGGUGUCGGACUGCUUUCCCUCCUCAUCUCUGGAGGACCACAAACUGACGAGUGGGGGAUUUAGUAGGAACUUGUGAAUUUUUCUCCCUUUUAAAACAAAACUCUCUCCUUUUUCUUCAUAAGGUUUAAAACAAACCUCUCGCCUUUUUCUUCGGAAGAAAACAGGCGAGCGAGGAGAAACACUGCUGCGGCUUUAACGUCGUGGUCGUCUCUUCGUUCUUCUUUUCGUCUGUGCUCGCCUUCGUUUUCCCUCGUUCUUUGCUUCUCGCUUUUCGUCUCCUUGCUCCCUCAGUUCCUCUUGUUUCGCUGCUUCCUCCUUUCUGCUUCGCAUUUUAUCCUCGUUGCACCCCUUCGCCUCUCCUGGAGUGCAGCGGAAAGCUGUCUCUCUCUGUAAAGCCUUCAAUCCUCUUUGACAAAGUUUCGUUUUCUGCAGUUUCCUCGGCUUUGUACUCGCAGAAGUCUUUCUUUCGUCUCUUUUCUUGCUUGGCCUGCCUCGCCUGCUGUCUUGUGGAGAAAACGCAGUCGUCCUUCCACGAGGUCUUGCUCUCUUCUCCCCUCUGUGGUCUCCUUCGUUCUUCUUCUCUGCUGCGUCUUCUUCUUCUUCUCCUUUUCCUCUCCUCGUGUCUGUCUCUGUUCUCGGACUGACGGCAGAAGAACCUCGAAGAAAGGCGCGAGCGCUUUUCGCGCAAGUCUUCUGCAACUUGACGUUGAACAUUCACAGAGAUCCCCCGAAAGCAGGAUGCCGCCAGCCGUCGCGACGGCGCCUGACGAAGGCGCCUCGUCUCACCACGCAUCCUCCAGCGAGGCCGUUGCAGGUGGAGAGGCUUCGGUGUCUCUCGACGAAUUCAAUUUCGUCACAAAGGAGACAGACAUUGUCUACGAACAAGAGCUGCAGAGAGACCCUUUCCAGGUCAAAGUCUGGGUCGGAUACCUCAACUCAAAAAAAGAUGCGCCGCCCUAUACACGGUUUCUGUUGUACGAGCGCGCGCUGCGAGGACUGCCUGGGAGCUACAAACUGUGGUUCGCGUACUUGAAGGAGAGAGUCGCGUCCCUGUCGUCCCACGAUCCGCUUGAGGACUCGAGGCCUUUCGAGGAGGCGAACGUCGUCUUCGAACGCGCCCUCGUCCACCUCAGUCGGAUGCCGAAGAUCUGGAUGCUCUUCGUCGACUUCCUGAAGAGGCAGAAACUCCUCACGCGCACCCGACGCGCCUUCGACAGAGCUCUCCAAAGUCUGGCGGUCACUCAGCACGACCAAGUCUGGGACAGAUACAUCCAGUUCGUCAAGGAAGCGGGCGUUGUGGAGACGACGCUGCGCGUGUAUCGUCGCUGUCUAAUGUUGCUUCCGGAGAAAGUCGAAGACUUCAUCGCGUAUCUGCAGAGCCCCGAGGUGGGUCGCUACGACGACGCCGCGCGGCUCUUGGCUGAAGUCGUGAACGACGAGAGUUCGGAGACGCAGCGAACGAAGCAUGAACUGUGGCUGGAGCUCUGCGACCUCGUGUGCAAGCACCCGAGAGAGAUCAAGAGUCUCCGCGCGGAGGCAGUCCUGCGGUCAGGCAUCAGCCGCUUCUCAGACCAAGUGGGGAAACUUUGGUGCGCUCUCGCCUCCCAUUUCGUGCGUCUCGGCCAGCUGGAGAAGACUCGCGACGUCUUCGAGGAGGCCCUAUGCGGUGUGGGUACUCUCCACGACCUCGCCCUCGUCUACGACGCCUUUGUGCAGUUCGAAGAGUCGCUGCUGGCGGCGAAGAUGAAGGAGCUCGAGGACGAGGAGAACGCAGGCCCAGACUGCGCCGCCUCGGAAGACGCGGCAGACCGGCGAGAGAGGAAACGACGCAGAAAGGAGAAGAAGAAGCAGCAGAGCGAGGAGGUCGACUUCCUCAUGACGCGCCUCGAGUUCCUCACGGAACGAAGGCCUCUCCUCGUCUCCAGCUGCAAGCUCAGACAAAACCCCCACAACGUUCAUGAGUGGCUGGCCAGAGUCGACCUCUUCAAGGGAGAUACCGCAAAGGAAGUUGAGACCUUCAGCGAAGCGGUGGCGACGGUGGAUCCGCAGCAAGCGGUGGGGCGAGUCUCAGUGCUAUGGAUCGCGUUUGCGCGCUACUACGAAGACCGCGGGGACUUGCCGAACGCUCGGCUUAUAUUCGAGAAGGCGACGAAGGCGCGAGUCAGGACAGUGGACGAGCUCGCGAGCAUCUGGUGCGAGGCGGUUGAAAUGGAGCUGAGACGCGAGGAGUGGAAGCGAGCUCUCGAGUUGGUGCGGCGCGCCAUCAGUCGGCCCAGAGACGCCGACCCCGACAGCGCGCAGGCGAAGCUGUUUCGCAGCGUGAAGCUCUGGAGUUUGGCUGCGGAUGUGGAGGAAAUGACUGGCUCGCCGGAGACCGUUCGUCUCUGCUACAACAAGAUGUUUCAGCUGAAGGUCAUCACGCCGCAGCUGGUCAUCAACUACGCCCAUUUCCUCGAGGAACAUCGUUUCUUCGAGGAGUCUUUCAAGGUGUACGAGCGUGGGAUCGCGGCGUUCUGCUGGCCACACUUGAACGACUUGUGGCUGAUGUAUUUGACAAAGUUUGUGUCUCGGUACGGCAGCUCGAAGCUCGAGCGUGCUCGGGAGCUUUUCCAGCAAGCGACAGCGUCUGUCCCUGCGCAGCAUGCCAAACGUUUCUUUCUCCUCUACGCGAAGCUCGAGGAAGAAUUUGGGCUGGCCAAGCACGCGCUGACCAUCUACCAAGCCGCCACCAAGGCUGUUCCCCAGGAAGAGAAACUCGACAUGUACCUCAUCUACAUUGCGAGGACGACGGAGCUUCUGGGAGUUGCCAGGACGCGGCAAAUUUACGAAGAAGCGAUUGAGAAUUUGCCUGAAAAACAGGCUCGGGACAUGUGCUUGCGAUAUGCAGCCGUGGAGAAGGGCUUGGGAGAAGUCGACAGAUGCCGAGCGAUCUACGAACAUUGCUCUCAGAUGUGCGAUCCCAGCAGAGAUCCAGAAUUCUGGAAGGCGUGGAAAGACUUUGAGGUCUCGUACGGAAACGAAGAGACGUUCAAAGACAUGCUUCGCGUCAAGAGAAGCGUGCAGGCGCAGUACAGCCAAGUUCAUCAGAACGUCUCUGAGCUGGCAGAUACGGACGCGCCGGCUGCGGUGCUGAAUCCGCUCGCGGCGGCCGAGAAGGAGCUGAAGGAAGAAGAGGAAGCAAAGCGGAAGCUGGAAAUGAGGGAAAAGGCUCUCGAAGAGCAACUGUAUCUGAAGAAGAAGAAGGAACUCGACGACGCAGAAAUUGCACAGGCCGAAGAAGAGUUCAAGCGAGUUCAAGACAUGCGAGCGCGCGCUCGCAUGCUUGCAUCUCUUCCGCCGGACGCGCCUUUCUUCUUGGCUGUUUCUGGUUUCCAGGGGGUUCGUCCUGGCUACAUCUUCCACAGAGGAGCGCAAGGCCUGGGGUACUACCUGGAUGAGAGACAAGUUGGAAACGACUUCGUUUCGGCGCGGGAGAAAGCCUUCAUCACCGACGCUCGGCCGGGCGCGAGAAGCCGCGCAGAAGGGGGAGACAGGGAGCGACACGAAGAAGUAGACAUCGAUCUGGAGGGCGACGUUCCCGAUGAGGUGUUCGGCAAUCUCGCCGCUGAAGCAAAGGAAAUGCGCAGAAACAAAGAGUGAAAAAAGUGAACAGACGCACCCGAGAGGGGAGAGCAGAAAGCGGAAGAAGACCCGCUAGGUUUUCUUGGUGUGGUAGGGGGGGAAAGGAUAGGAGGCAGCAGUGGUGAGUCUGAAGGGAGCUCGGUUCUUCUCUGUUCAUGUCCCGUUACCAGCCUCUGUUUCUCCCCUUUCGCCUCCUUUUCCCCCGUGCACACACCUCGCGGACGAAACUCGGUAUCCGGAAAUCUACCAGUGUUCGUCUUAUGUUCUGUUGCUCGUAUGUGUUUGAAGACCGUUCGCGUUGGGAGGUGGGAACUAGGCAAUCUCUGAAGCUAGCAAACAGUCCUGCUCUGUUCGUUCAGCUAGAAGCAAUUCUGAAAGACGAGCAGACUGCUGUUCCGCGCCUGCCCCAAAAGCGGAGGACUCACCCAGUCGUUGGGCAGUCGAAGUCACGCGGAAAGAAGUUUCGUAGAAGCGUUUGACACCCAGACACUACAUCUGCCUUCUAAAUCGACGGCUGAUGACUACGUGUUUUCCUCCCGAAAAAUCCGUAAGAAACUAGCAUUCGACCAGAGCCACUGCGUAUACUUGUCAAGAUUGCCGCUAUUUGCCCGUUUCCGACCCCCACUAGCUGGGGUGCACGCAUUGACGCGACCUGAAAGAUUUCGUGAAUGUGUCUAUGCAGACUCGGCCCGGUGGUCUCGCCACCAGAAAGAGUUUUCUGCAUCAGGCGGAACUCGUGCACAAGGGUGCUGAAACGACUCGCCAUGGUAUUGUAGCUUGACGCUGUUGACAAGAUUCACUAUUCUCGAUUUCGUAGAGCAAAGACUCCGAACGAGGUUCCUACCAACACGCGGUCUUGGUGCCACAACUUGACACACACACACACACACACACUUUUGGUCACGCGUUUCAGAGGGGCCAUUUCCUUCUGACAAGAAGGCCUCCACUUGACAGAAAGUCGGUUCUCAGAAGGGGGGGUUCGAAUUCACAGCGGUACGCCGAUCGUGCCUCUGGCAACCUAGAUCAGUAAAAGGUACAGCAGAGGCGUUAAGAUGAUUGGUGUAUCGCCUAAAUGAUUGCGUUUUUUGCACGUUCUCUCGAAACUAAAGGUACCGGAGGAACCCCAAACACGGUACCUCCACUUCGUGAGGGCGAGCCUCUGGCAGGUGUACAAACUCCGUCUGGUACGUGUCGCUUAUCCGGGUGCUUGUCUGCUUCCUUUCCU